UUCUUUGAUAUCUCUACAUUAUUAGUAGAAACAUUAGAAAUCAGAAACAUGGCUUUAAGUGGAAAAGUGUUCACUGAAAUAGAGAUUAGAGCACUUCCUGCUAAGGUCUAUAAUAUUUUCAGGAAGCAACUUAAAAAAAUUCCUGAUAUCUCCCCAGAUCAAGUACAGGGAGCUAGAUUGCAUGAAGGUGGCUGGGAAAAUGUUGGUUCUGUCAUUCACUGGGAAUAUACAAUAGAUGAAAAUGAAGAAAGUGCUAAAGUUAAAAUUGAGACUAUAGAUGAUGAGAAUAAGGUAAUCACAUUUAGCCUCUUUGAUGGAAAUGUGAGUGAGAGUUACAAGAGUUUCAAGGGAACAUUGCAAGUGUUUGAUUGCGAAUUAGAUAUUAACGAAUAUGGUUCACUUGUUAGAUGGACUUUUGAGUAUGAGAAAGUAAAGGAGGAUAUUAUAGGUGCAUGUCCUGAUUUAUACUUGGACCUUGUUGCAGAGGUCACAAAAGAUAUUGAUUAUCAUCUUGAAUUGGAAUUGGAGCAAGAUGAACAAAGAUGAAGAUAAAGUGUGGUUGGAUAAAGAGUUAUUGUUUAUCAAAACGUUUUUGUGAUUGUGGGUGCAUUUUUUUAUGGCCAAAAGUUAUUUGAAUUCGUUUUUCUAAAUAAUUUGUUCUUGACUUACGGUCAUUAGGAAAAUCAUUUGGUUUGUUGUGAUGGAUGAGUUUGAUUGCCUAAGUGAACUUCUAUUUUUGUCUCUAAUGUUGACAAAAUAUAUAUUUCAUAUUAGUUUUCCAUUUUCAUUAAGGAAAACAUGAAAAAAGAUAAAGGUUGUUGAUAUAUGUUUUGUUGGGGUGAGGUAUAUGCUACAUUUUGAGAUUUAAAAAUCUUUCCUAAGUUAACCACUAUUUGUAAGAAA
Medicago truncatula (barrel medic) is the source of this 903-nucleotide messenger RNA. RefSeq names its product kirola. Gene Ontology annotation, biological process: defense response. The transcript has 2 exons. NCBI's taxonomy places the organism in Eukaryota, Viridiplantae, Streptophyta, Magnoliopsida, Fabales, Fabaceae. Bases 49 to 546 code for a protein of 165 amino acids. The record is from RefSeq and is a predicted model, not a curated record.